AUGUCUCCGGAGUAUGCCAUGGGCGGUAUGUUUUCUGAAAAAUCUGAUGGCUACAGCUUCGGGUUCUUGCAAUUGGAGAUUAUUAGUGGCAAAAAGAAUACCAACUUCUAUUCCAGUGACCAACAUAUAGGCUUCCUAGCUUAUGCAUGGCACUUAUGGAAUGAAGGAAGGGGUUUGGAGUUGGUUGAUGAAGUAUUGGCAGAUUCAUAUUCACCUUCAAAAUCUCAUGGAUUUCUAUUUUUGAAACCCAAAGACAUUGCAUAUGCAUGGGUCAAGUUUCAGAUUGGCAAGCACAUGGAAUUGUAUACAAUUAUAUUGGAUUUUUGCCUCAGUUUAGAUCGAAGAGGACUUGAGAGACUUCUCGGUGUGGAAGCGAUGAUGCCUUCACUACAAGAUCCUGAGCGCUUCAACUUAUGGGGUGCAAAAGUCAAUCGGGAUGGUCUUGUCACGUUGAUGCGUGGAUGCAAAGAUUUGGUGAUGUUGGAUGCCAGAGAUUGUUCUUGUUUCGAUGAGAACGACGAUGAAAUAUCAAAGAUUGCGUCUCAUAUUAGUCAAUUUAUGUGCGAGGGUUAUGAAUUUCCUGAAUGUCUUUGUGGUAUGGACAAUUUUGUUCUUCAUGUUGAUGGAUACUCAUUUCAUCUGCAUGUGGAGGAGACAUGGGAUGAAAUGCUCAAUGAUUUGCGCAAUGCGUUCAAUGAUUUGGGCGACGAGGAAUGA
This is a messenger RNA of Prunus armeniaca (apricot), 717 nucleotides long. The record is from the annotation of a GenBank genome assembly. NCBI's taxonomy places the organism in Eukaryota, Viridiplantae, Streptophyta, Magnoliopsida, Rosales, Rosaceae.